Malus domestica (apple) is the source of this 1915-nucleotide messenger RNA. The record is from RefSeq and is a predicted model, not a curated record. NCBI's taxonomy places the organism in Eukaryota, Viridiplantae, Streptophyta, Magnoliopsida, Rosales, Rosaceae.
AGUCUCAACUCUGAAGAAUUCCAUAGUAGCAAUAGCUAGAGAAUUGGAUUCUACUUUUGUCGCAAUUCCCUCGGUUUUACUCAUAUAUGCAUUAUCGACAUCGAUAUAUAUUUAUAUCCACACUUCAAAUUCGACUCUCUAUCAGUAGUCAUUUAACUACAACAUUUAAGCUCGAUUGAUCAGUGUUGGCUGCCGCUGCAUUUCUGGUUCCUCCUGUUGGUCUCUCUCCCUCUCUCUCUCAAUUAGUCCGUGUAUAUAUGUAUACAUAUCUACACAUGCACAUAUAUAUUCUUCCUUGUCUCUCUAAAUUCCACUACAAUUCUUUGGCUGUUGAUCUGUAUUGGUUUUGGAACCCUCGUGAUUUUAUCAUCAUCAAUACCAAUUUCGUACUGAAUUUGCUUAAGGUUAAUAUUUCUUGCAAGCACGUAACAAAAGAGUUGACGUAUAAAAAAAGGUACAUGCACCUUUUCUUGAAAGAAAAUGGAAAUGGAAAAUAAAAGUUGAAAGGAAAACACUGAAGCUAAUUCACAUGCUAGAGAAUUACGUGUUAAGAAGCUAAUUCACAUGUCUUAAAUACGUACCUAGUAUUUAUUUAUUAUAUGCGAAGAAAUAUCUAGGUAUAAAGUUUGCUUGAACUGCACACUUGAAAGGCUGAAGCACCUUGCUGUUAUAUGGCUUGUUGAUCCUUCUGUUUCUGCAAAUCUCAGAAGCAUUUCUUUCAUCUUUCCUUUGUGUUCUUUCUUUUCUUUGGAGAUAAAAGUGAUCUUAGAAGUUUCUGAGCAUGGAAUCAUGCUUUUUAGGUGAUUAUCAGUAAGGCACUUACUUUCCAAUAUGCAAACAUUCGCAGCUAGCUAGAGAAGCGAAUUGAAAUAGCUGAGCUUUUAGAUUCUGAGACAGACAGUUGAAGAAGGAACAAAGAUGAAUGCAUUAGUGGCAACCAACAGAAAUUUUAAGUUGGCUGCUCGGCUUUUGGGAUUGGACUCCAAGCUUGAGAAAAGUUUACUGAUACCAUUUAGGGAAAUCAAGGUUGAGUGUACUAUACCGAAAGACGAUGGCAGUUUGGCUUCAUUCGUUGGCUUCAGGGUUCAACAUGACAAUGCUAGAGGCCCUAUGAAGGGAGGAAUCAGAUAUCACCCAGAGGUUGAUCCAGAUGAGGUGAAUGCUUUAGCACAGCUCAUGACAUGGAAGACCGCGGUAGCCAACAUCCCGUAUGGUGGUGCCAAAGGGGGUAUAGGAUGUGAUCCAGGGAAGUUGAGUAUUUCUGAACUAGAACGACUUACCAGAGUAUUCACACAAAAGAUACACGAUCUUAUCGGAAUCCACACCGAUGUUCCAGCACCAGAUAUGGGGACAGGUCCACAGACCAUGGCAUGGAUACUAGAUGAGUACUCAAAGUUUCAUGGCUACUCAACUGCAGUAGUGACUGGAAAACCUAUUGAUCUUGGUGGAUCACUAGGAAGAGAUGCAGCAACGGGAAGAGGAGUACUUUUUGCAACAGAGGCAUUACUGAAUGAGUAUGGAAAGAGCAUCUCCGGACAACAGUUUGUUAUACAGGGUUUUGGGAAUGUAGGCUCGUGGGCGGCCCAGCUAAUCCAUGAGAGUGGUGGCAAAAUAGUUGCAGUGAGUGACAUCACUGGAGCCCUAAAGAACAGCAAAGGACUUGACAUUCCAAGCCUGCUCAAGCAUGUCAAAGACAACAAGGGAGUCAAGGGCUUCCAUGGUGGAGAUCCAAUAGAACCCAGCUCAAUCUUGGUUGAAGAUUGUGACAUUCUCAUUCCAGCAGCCCUCGGAGGUGUCAUCAACAAGUUCGUACUACAUAAUUCUAAUUUCUAAUAAGCAGGAAAACGCAAAUGACAUAAAAGCUAAAUUUAUAAUCGAAGCGGCUAAUCAUCCUACUGACCCUGAGGCUGAUGAG